Molecule: messenger RNA, 324 nt
Organism: Phytophthora nicotianae INRA-310
Lineage: Eukaryota; Oomycota; Peronosporomycetes; Peronosporales; Peronosporaceae
Exons: 1
Source: RefSeq, a predicted model, not a curated record
GACAAGCCGCUCGAUGACUUCGAUAGUGGCGAGGAUGAGCUAUCCGAUGACGAGUUGCUGUUCGAGUUGCCGAUUGAUCGAGGUGGCGCUGUGCUUCCUCAGCCAGUGCACGCACCAGUAGCCCCUCGUUCGACACCAACAUCACCAACGAUUGCAGCGAAUGAAUAUCUCGCGUCCCUUCAGACUGAUAGUGACCUACACUUAUCAAUGGAGUCUCGCGUAAAGUACGCGAUCGAGAAGGACGGCCCGUAUGGGCUGUUUGGCUUAUUUGCUACUGUUACACUGAGCCAGAGCAUUCGACCGUGGACAUCGACCAAGUUGUAA